Porites lobata is the source of this 9022-nucleotide messenger RNA. Lineage: Eukaryota; Metazoa; Cnidaria; Anthozoa; Scleractinia; Poritidae. The record is from the annotation of a GenBank genome assembly.
AUGUAUCAUCACAGUCUUCGUCAAGAUGUUUUUAUAAAGGACGAGUACCAUUAUUUAAACGUUUCUAAAGUUGGAACGUUUACAGUGUAUGACAGCCUUGACUGCACCUUUGAAUGCCUCGGCAAUCCUUCCUGUCUGUCCUUCAACCUGGCAGCUUCCAAAGGAGCAGAUGGAAAGUUGCGGUGUGAGUUGUUAUCCUCAGAAAAGUACAGCAGUCCUGAGGAAUAUAAAAGGAACGAGAGUUUUCAUCACUUUUCCAUCAAGGUGGGGUAAAAUCUUUGCAUAGAGUUUAUUAAAGUAAGAUAUUUUUUGAUAUCCCAGUCUAUGCGACUUUUAAGAGCGUGUCUCCGUAAAAACCGACCAGUGAUUUUGGAUCAAAAAAUUAAUUUCCCUUAUAUUCUGGGAUAUUAAAGCCUUCACCUUAGUAGUUACAAAAAUACAUUUCGUUUGACCGAAAGUGAUAAAUAUAUUUUUUUACGAAUUUUUGAAUUUCCGGACGAUUAGCGCUGGCGUCAUAGCCUUUCAAACUGCAAAAAUCGCUAAUAUUGACCUCGCUCUAGAAAACGAACAACGCGCUCAAAAAGCCUGAUUUUCUUUUCCGUAUACAGAUACACCACUGUAGAUUUCCUAGCCAUAUCACAGUUCCGAAUUAUUCGUUUAUUUCAACGGCAAUGAUAUUUUCCCCAGCACGUGUUUUCGGCUUUCCAUCAAAACGCGAAAGUAGCUCAACUUUGAGGGUAAUUUUAAAAAGUGUGGCACCUGUCUGAACUUCGCUAUCUGUAUGAAUACAAUCUAGGAAUGAUAAUAAAACACAAAAAGGAAUAACAUUUUUGUGCUCUCCACGUUUUCAGAAGAGACCGCCGUUUGAAUUUCCAGAAAUUUCGUAAACUUGAUAAUUAACGAACACUCGCCUUGUCGAUCUGCUUGUCAAGGUCCAACUUCAUUUGAUGACGUGAUAUAUCUUAUCCAAGUUCUUUCACAUUUUAAGGUUAUUUCUCAAUCAUCUGAAACUAUAUUGGCCGUUGAUUCCAUGUCCUUUGUCCGUUUAAAGAAGUUAUCUGGUUUACAAAAUGGCAGCCAUCCGCGAGCGUGACUGGUUCGUGACACCGUCCUGAAAGGUCUUUUGCUAAAAUUAGUUGGGUGCAAUCUUAUUCAUUGAGAUUAUACUCUUCAAGACAUCGCAGUGAAAUUUGUAGGGCAAAUAAAACACGUUCCUUUGCAAAUACGACGCGAUGAGUCGCUGACAAAGCGUUUUAACCAAGUCUUCUGACAAACUUGAAAAAUGCGUGACUUUGUAUUUCAUCCCCAGUUCCCCUGCAUUGGGUGAUGACCUGAACAAAUACUAGCUCGUUCACUUGUUUAUUAACUUCUUAGGUUGUAAUGUCCCUCUUGGUUUUUGUAGAGGAUAUUUUUGCUCCUGAAGUAGCCGCUUUAACUCUGAAAACAUCGAAUUUUUUGUUUAAAACCUGUCCUUCAACGGCAUCUUUUAUCUAGUUUGUAUAAAAGUAAUAGAGAGCGUCAUCAGUUGCGAGCGUGACACGGUUGUUUCGUUACAUUUUCUGUAAAGUUCGAUGUAAUUAACAUUGAAUCGCCAUACUUCGAUACAUUUUCUUCUUCAGCUUAACAUAAACGCACUGACAAAAAUGGUUCAACACAUUUCAGCUAAGAGAAUUGAGAAACCAUGGCCACGCUACUACAGUUUCCACGUCCUUCCCAGGACCCCACGCUGCGCGGAAAUUCAUUGAACUGGACCCUGGCAUUCACAUUCCGUGCUGUUCUCAUAUCCUUUUCAACCUGAACAGGGUCCGCCUUGCGGCCAGUUCGCUCAUCAAUUUCAAACUUGGCUGUAAGAUAUUCUUUAACCUCACGAGAAAACCGGAUGGAACCUGCGUGGGCCUUGCUUAGUGCCCAUCCCAUCUGCAGGGUUUCUACGUCAGUUGAUGAUUCGGACGCCAACAUAAAUGGUGUAGAUUUUUUCACAGCCACAUCCACUGAUGUAAAUUUUGUUGCCCAGUCCUUUCUGAUCUUGUUUACUCAAGUCUGGGCUUAGAGAAGAUAAUGUCACAGUUUUUCAAAUUUCAAUGACCAUGAAAGUCAGAGUCCGGGUUUUUUAGUUAAUCAAUUGUGGCUCUGAAAAAAAAUUUGAAGCAAAAAAACUACGAAUUUUUAAGAAAAUGCUGUUUUCGUGAGAAGGCUCUUAAACGCUGACAAACGUCAACAAAUAGCAAAAACUAUAAUUUCUAUAUGUUUGCUUUGCUCGAAAUCGCGCGCAUUUACAAGGCCCUAAAGCUCUUUGCUGACUUGCAAGGACCCAUGUGUUAUAACGAUGCCCAGAAUAAAGAGAUGAAUCUCAUAGUUUAUUAGAUAUAAUCGUGUACAGUUUGCUUAUCAUUUUCGCAUAAAUUAUGACCUAAAUUUGGAAACCGCUGAAUUUCUCGAAUUGGGUCUUUGCGAUUUUGGUUGGGCAAGGCACUAAUGCGCACUAUGUGUAGCCGAGAAAUUUUCACGAAAAAAUACCGGCAACAGCAGAUUUUUGACUCAGACCUCAAAGGGGCGUGGCAUUAUAACCACAUGACAUUUACUCCGAUCGCCAAAAAUUUUAUCUUAUAUUGUAGAUUGAUCUAUACGUUAUACAUUCUAUGUGUUAGACUUACGAUAAAAGUAAAGGUGGGGAUACCAGAGAGCUUCAAAGUAGGAUGGUACCCCCAAAAAAAAAACUGGGUCGAGUCACCUUAAACUCACCUUGUCUCUUCAUAUUCCCCUAAUUUAUCACUCUCAGUGUUUUCCCCUCGCCAACGUUUAUUUUCCUCAUAUUUUUGUCUUUGCUUCUUGACACAAGUAGUGCAAAUUGCUGUGCAUUAAAAAGUAUCACAAUGAUGACUUUAACUUUUAGUCAAAGUCGAUUCGUAGCGUAAAACUUAUUUUUAGAACCAACACUGAAUUGAUAAUUGACAACUGGCAAAAUAAACUCAAAGCAGUUUUUAAUCUCGCGGUUAGGUCUUGAGGUGUCGGAAAAAUAGUUUUCAGGAUAUAGCAUAUAGCAGGGUUAAAAAACGUUUCAAAUACAAAAUCCCCGAUACUCACAAAAUAGGGUUUUUAAAGAAGGGGAACAUUGCCAAGUGUUUCGCAUAAUUUCGUGGGUCACGUGCAUGUAGGCUACUUUACCGAAAUUAUCUCUUACUUUGAAAAAUAGAACGCUAUGAAUCAACGUAAAAAAUAGACAGUCCUGUAAAGACAUUCUAAGCACCUUUUAAAUCUCGCAAAAAUCCAGGAAUACUUGUGUAUUUUUGAACGUCUGUGUUGUAACAAAUAUACUUGUCCUAAUUAUACUAACGUGCUUGACCAAACAAUGUAAAACAAGAAUGUUCAUUUCAUACUUGUUAUUUACUCAAUCCAAGAUUUCUACACUUACAUCGUGGCACUGUUGCCAAAAAAUAUAACUGGUUAUGAUAUAAAUAGCCGGAAAAAUAAACACCUUAUGGAACGAUUCCCUUUCAAGGUUUUACAACAACGUUGAAUGGUUAUUCCCUCGACCUUCUCUUUUAGUCUUUAUUUAUAAUUAGAUUUAAAGUUUGUUACACAAUUCGGAAUACUUGACCAUGACAUUUACCUUGGUUUUAAGAGUUCUUUUAUUCUAUUGAAAGUUAAAAAGUAAAGGCGCCUCACAUACGUCGGUACUUCGAAAUGAUCAUUUCAUCAUUAUCUGAAAGACAAACCUUUUUAAACGCCCUCUUCAUCAGUACUCCGUUUUACGGGUAUUUAAGCUACUUGAAGCUACACGGAAAGAAUUUCUCACACCUGGCCAUGGACAUCAAUCUCAAGACCUCUCACACAGAAGACUCCAAGGGCUACGCAAUAACCAACUGUGUCAAUCGUUGCUCCUCAAAAAAGGGAAAACGUAAAAUAUUGUGUAGUAGAAUGCUUACCUGACCCAAUGGGAAUUGUGAUUCCAAAAAUUGCGUGAAUAUUCUUGGACAUCUCCAAGUUGAUAACAUGAUUAUUUUUUAGCUUUUUCCUUGCUCCUGAAUGAAGAGGAUAUCGACAUGUCCUCAAAGGACGCCAGUUGCGACCCAAAUUAUGUCUGUGUUUUGGACACACGAACAUUUCUUCUUGCCGGUGUUUUGGCACAUCGAAUAGCCCCGCCCUGACUAGUAUCAGUUCGUACUCCAUCAUUCCAGAUAGUUUUGAAAGAUGGCAUGUCUUCAAGUGGAUCGUUAUAUCUUCCUGGCAUUCUCGCAACCUACAUACUGUAUCCGAACCUCGAAAACCUCCACAACUAGAUUUUCCGAAGCCCGAGAAAGAACACUUUACUGUAUCAGUAGCCAUGUUACCCCUUGUUUGAUUUGUGUCCAGUCCAGAAGGACUGGGGAUGAAAUACAAAAAGUCACGCAAAUUUCAACUUUAAUCUGAACUGGUUUAAAUCGCCUUGUUAGCGACUCGUCGCGUUUUAUUUGCAAAGAAAAGUGUUUUAUUUGCUCUACAAAUUUCCCCGCGAUGUCUUAAAGAGUAAUCUCAAUGAACAAGAUUGCAUCCAACUAAUUUUAGCAAAAGACCUUUCAGGACGGUGUCACGAACCAGUCACGCUGGCGGAUACUGCCAUUUUAUAAACAAGAUAACUUCUUAAAACGGACCAAGGACAUGGAAUCAACGGCCAAUAUAGUUUCAGAUGAUUAAGAAAUAACCUUAAAAUGUGAAAGAACUUGGAUAAGACCCAUCAAGCCAUCAAAUGAAGUUGGACUUUGACAAGAAGAUCGACAAGGCGAGUGUUCGUUAAUUAUCUGGUUUACGAAAUUUCUGGAAAUUCAAACGGCGGCCUAUUCUGAAAACGUGGAGAGCACAAAAAUGUUAUUCCUUGUUGAGUUUUAUUAUCAUUCCUAGAUUGUAUUCAUACAGAUAGCGAAGUUCAGACAGGUGCCACACUUUUUAAAAUUACCCUCAAAGUUGAGCUACUUUCUUGUUUAGAUGGAAAGCCGAAAACACGUGCUGGGGAAAAAAAUCAUUGCCGUUGAAAUAAACAAAUAAUUCGGAACUGUGAUACGGCUAGGAAAUCUACAGUGGUGUAUCUGUAUACGGAAAAGAAAAUCAGUCUUUUUAAGCCAGGUGUUUGUUUUCUAGAGCGCGGUCAAUAUUAGCGAUUUUCGCACUUUGAACGGCUAUGGCGCCGGCGCUGACCGCCCGGAAAUUCAAAAAUUCGUAAAAAAAUAUAUUUAUCACUUUCGGUCAAACGAAAUGCAUUUUUGCAACUACUAAGGUGGAGGCUUAAAUAUCCGAGAAUAUAAGGAAAAUUAAUUUUUUGAUCCAAAAUCACUGGUCGGUUUUUACGGAGACACGCUCUUAAUAACCUGUCACGAACACUAAUCGACGUAGAAGUGACUACUGCACGUAACAAGUCGGGGUUAUUCAGUCGAAUGUCACUUUCUCCUUUUUUUUUCUCUUACUUCUGCCAUCAACACUUUUACGCAAAACGAAAUUACCUUAAUUAUAUGGCAUUUGACAUCAACCUUUUCUUAAACUAUUUCAGACUCCAUGUAUGUCAUCACCUUGUCAGAACGGAGGCACCUGUGUAGCGAACUAUAAGUAUCACUCGUUCGACUGCCGUUGCAAAGAAGGGUUCUAUGGAGAAUUUUGCGAAGAAGGUAAUUGAUAUUUAGACCGGGACCCCCGUUCAAGUUAGGACAACCCAACUUAGCGGCUUUACCUAAAAUUUAUCUUGGAAAAUUUUAAAGGCGUUGUGACGUGUACGUCAACAUUGAUGUUACCAUGGCAACCGAGUUUUGACAGCCAUGGUUUUCAGAAUUUGCUUUUUCUCUAAACAAAAUAGGUUUAAAUUCAUUUCUUUUUUAACUGAUUGAUUUAUUACGUUAUCUACUUCUUUUUUACAGUUGCCAAGUCCUCAUGCCAAGAUGUUUAUAAUCAGCUCACAGAAAAGUGGGUAAACCUAUGCAUAGUAAUUUAAUUGAUGAGGAUAGAUCACUUAAAGUCCGGGGGAUCAUUCGGAGUGCGUCAGUACUGUGUUUAUAAGCCAAAAAUCAGCCGUCAGGCCUCAAAAACGGAAUACAAUUGUGUUGCAGGGAAAGUCGAUAUCACUUAAUUAAUUGUCCAGGUUAGAAUUCGUAUCGUGGCUGAUGAAUUCUAUUUCAGCCUUUGUUCUCCACUCUGGAAACUUAGGGUUAUUAGAGACCUAAACUUGUAAAAACUGUUGAAUUUUUAAAACAAAUGAUUGGUACUGUUAAGAUAAUAAAAACCAUAAUCUGUGAACACCACCAUCCUGCAAUGAAGGCCCUCCAGCAAAAAAAGUUGUUGAUGAAAUGCGGUUGAACCCCGCCGUUUCGUUUAAUACGAACACCCGUAUAAAACGAAUGAUUCGUUUGUACCGACAAAAGUUCAGAUAUUUCAGUGCUCAUAAGUAAACCUGGUUAAUAUGGAAAACAAACACUUUUCUUGUGUCCCGAGUCCCAAACUGUCAUAUAAUAAUUAUCGUAAACUUCCCCGGAAGGUCCUCAAUUAAGUUUUAUAGGGCAAGCUUAGCCCUGGGUCUAACUCCUUACGUUUUAUGCCCAUCAUUUUUGCAGAAAAGGUACUCCUUUCGUAUACCAUUCCAUUCGUCUCUAAUGGUUAAAGGUUCGAGUGGCUUGUUGCAGGCACUUCAUCCCCAGGGGGUACUCAACAAAUUUUUACGGUGAUAAUCCCUGCCCCAAGGUCCACGUCCUUACUUUUUCACAUACCUUUUGGCGGUUGAGGGGUGGAGUGGCUUGUUACAGGCACUUUAUCCCCAGGGGUUACUCAACAAAUUUUUACGGUGAUAAUCCCUGCCCCGAGGUCCACGUCCUUACCUUUUCACAUACCUUUUGUCGGUUGAGGGAUGGAGUGGCUUGUUACAGGCACUUUAUCCCCAGGGGGUACUCAACAAAUUUUUACGGUGAUAAUCCCUGCCCCGAGGUCCACGUCCUUACCUUUUCACAUACCUUUUGGCGGUUGAGGGGUGGAGUGGCUUGUUACAGGCAUUUUAAAAUGAGCUCAGACCAUACAAGGGCCAAUGGGAAGAAAGACUACCUUAUCAAAAUCAAACCUGCACGCUAUUUUAAUUGGAGUUUCUUUUUUUUAGUAACAAAAUCGUAUUAACCCACAGAAAUCUGUAAUUAUUUGAAAAAGGUUCAUUGUAUGCAAUUAGUGCGUGGUUGUGACAAGGAAAUAGACCGUGGCAGCUAUAGGUAGCCAGUGGUCACCAGUGUCCAUAAAGCGGGGUUGACGACAUGAGAUUUUAAGUCUUCGGAACACAGAAAAGUGUCCGUUCUCCGUCUCAACCGUUGUCCUUAUUAAACGGGUUGGAGAAAGUACGUGAGCUUCAAUAAUCAAAACAUGCAAAACUGACUACUGAAUAUCUGUGUAACAUGUUCUGAGUAGUUGUCAAGAAAAACCAAUCCAAGUCUUACAUGUAGCUCGCGCGUAAAACAGGGGUCCUUUGCCGUCAGAUGGGAAAAACAUCAUGCGCACCUUUUUCGCGGUUUUUCGGUCGCCCCUUUCGCCUUCCCUCUGAACAUCUGCUACGCUGUUUAGCCAUCUUCGAUGUCCGAAUUUAAUUGCUACAGAACACUUUAGUCAAAUACACUUUAUUAAAGUUAGGUGAAGAGCAUGCAGCACAGCUUGGUAUUAUAAUGCAAAAAUAAAUAUCAACCUGUGCUUGAGGUGAAAUUAUAUCAGUCCAAAGUACAUUAAUCGUGUAGUAGCUCCUAGUAACAUGAUGGGGAACCUGGCAAAUUUAGAUUUGACUGAGAUUGUACUGAAUUCCAUUCAUUUAUUUUUGUAAGAAAAAGAGAACCUUUUUUUUUUUACAACCAGUUAAGGUACAUUCCAUUUUUUUCUCUCCGACAGUUGGGAGCUGGAAAAAUUAAAAUGAGAUUUCAUUUUGUACAGGUUGAACGUGAGUCGGUUGGUCACUCUCCUCCUUGACUCCAAACUAGUUUCAGUUCUCUGUCACUUUGGAAAUUUUGGAUGCGGCGAUGGAGGAUGGACACCGGUCAUGAAGAUGGACGGCAACAAGGUAAGACAUUUGUGUACGUUUUCCCUUAGUUUGGCGACGAGAGUGGAAAAAAAAAAUAAAUACAGGUUUGCCUCUGUCAGAGGUAUAAUUUUCAACAGGGGCACCCAACGAGGAUAUAGUUCAAAACCACUUAACAUAGCAUUGUUGAACGUAUUUUAGUUUUCAAACGGUAGAUAUAGGCAUAUUUUUAUCCCCUAAAAACGUUUCAUCUGUUCGGAUUUCCUAGCUGAAAAUCUAGUGAUCCGAAAAUGAUAGGGAUAAAAACUUACCUUUUUAUUCUAUCGGUGACCAUUAACGUCAUUUUGCGUGCUGUGGCUAAAUUGUCAUUUUAUAAAGCUGGAGAAGUGAGGACAUUGCAGAUAUUCUUUUCAUUGUAAUGGAUCUUUCAUUCUUUCUUUUUUCUUCUCCUGAAAGGAUGUUAUCUUUAGAAGAAAAAAGAAGCUUAAAUUUCAACUUUUCUUUUUAAAGGACAUUUUUGCUAUUUCUUCCUCCUUUCUACCACAGCAAAUAUUUCAUUACGAAACAGCCUUUUGGAGAAACAAAGAAACCUUUCACCCUGACGGAGGGAAAACUGGGUUUGACUCACAGGAAACCAAACUUCCCUCCUACUGGAACACAUCCUUCUCCAAGAUCUGCCUCGGUAUGAAGAUCAACAACCAGACCAAUUUUAUUGUCAUUAACAAGCAGGCGAACUCCUUGUACUCUCUGAUCGCUGAUGGGCAAUAUCGCAGCACCUCACUGGGUCGUGACAAGUGGAUGUCACUGAUUGGUUCUAAUGCCUCAUUGCAGCUGAACUGUAAAAAGGAAGGGUUCAACGCAAAGUGUACCUUGAGUGGCCGUUCCAAAGCAAGAAUCGGUAUUCUCGGCAACGAUCAAACAGAUUGCCAUGAAUGUAACUCCAGAUUGGGGUUUGGGAGUGAAGGGAACUACGAUGAUAGGCGGAACACAUGUGGAAAUUUGGAUAACCACAAAGGAAAAAAG